Messenger RNA from Sardina pilchardus (European sardine), 3768 nucleotides. It is a transcript of the gene nexmifb, whose product is annotated as neurite extension and migration factor b. The transcript is spliced from 3 exons. NCBI's taxonomy places the organism in Eukaryota, Metazoa, Chordata, Actinopteri, Clupeiformes, Clupeidae. The record is from RefSeq and is a predicted model, not a curated record. Gene Ontology annotation, cellular component: nucleus. Gene Ontology annotation, biological process: negative regulation of cell-cell adhesion mediated by cadherin; negative regulation of cell-matrix adhesion; negative regulation of cell adhesion mediated by integrin. Bases 1 to 3768 code for a protein of 1255 amino acids.
AUGGAGCCCACCGCGGCCAUCUCUGUCCUGGGGGAGGACUGCCUCCUGCCUCAGAGCCGCUCCUGUCUCGGCUGCUUCAUCGAGACGAAGGACGGCGCCAUCACCCCCUCCGACGCCGAGCCCGGGGUCAGCCUCAAGAUGGCCGACGCCUGCCGGGGCGAGUACGACGGCUGCCCCAUCGCGGACAUCGGCAUGCAGUGCAUGAGCAGCGGCGAGGCGCCCGGCUACGGCGACCAGCUGCUCUCCGACCAGCUGCUGAGCUUCCCGUUGCCCAAGCCGCUGCCCGCCGACAAAAAGGGCGACGACAGGGCGACGGACAGCGACGACGCGGACGACCCGGCGACCAAGAACCUGUACGACGGCCUGCUCCUGGACAAGUGCAACGGGGAGGAGGUGCUCCUGGCCAACACCACCCAGGACUGGGGCUACAUCGAGUCCUUCAUCAGCGAGAGCAAGAUCGAGCUGCUGGACCUGUGCUCCAAGAACGACCUGUCCGUCAACCUCUUCUCCGAGGAGGACGUGGACAACUACAUGUUCGACGACGACGACGACGACUCGACGCUGAGCAGCGACGUGUGCUCCCUGAAGAUCCGCUACGAGUCCUUCCAGGACAACAUGCGCGAGAAGACCAACGUGCUCCAGGAGGAGACCCAGUUCAACUUCUUCCCCAGCGUCCUCGUCAACUGCCCCAAAAAGGAGGACGGCGCCGGGAGGAGAGGGACCAAGGAGCUCCCUCGAAGCCCCAAAAUGGAUUACUUUGUGGACUCCAGCGACUCGGCGGAGGAUUCGGGGGAUUACAGCGACGACAGCUCCUGCACCGGCUCCUCGGUGGAAGCGUUCCCGGACGGAAAGCCCAAGCGGCAGCCGGGACGGAAGGGCGGCGGCGGCUCGUCCCACCACCUGAACUACGGGCUGAGGGCCAAGCGAAAAGUGCGCUACAGCGACGACUACCUGUACGACGUGGACUCCAUCGAGAGCGAGAGGAGCGCCGCCGAGAAGCGCGACAAGCAGGCGCCGGGCCAAAAGGAGGAACGGGACGACGACUGGUGCCCCAAAAAGCGGCGGAAGUCGUCCCGCAAAGAGCCGCCCGUCAUCAUCAAGUACAUCAUCAUCAACAGGUUUAAGGGAGAAAAGCACAUGUCCGUUAAGCUGUUCAAAACCGACCCAGCAGUCACGACUGUGAGCUUAGACACAGACGCAAUGAGCAAAUAUGAAAAGCUGGCUCCUCUGAAGCAUUUCUGGCAGGAGCAACAGAGGGAGCGAGAGGAGCAGCUUAAGCUGGCUCUGCGAGAUAAACCCAAUUUCCAUCCAAACGGUCGCCACCGACCCUUUAGUUCCCGUCCCCCGAAGAGGAAAUACAAGUUUGCAAACAGAUUUAGGAUUCAGAGGAUUCAAACUGUGGAGCAAUCUCCCACGAGGCAGGGUUCCUCAGCCUCUGUGAGGGAAGAGGGCGGCGGCGGCACGAAAGACGGUGCCGUGCCGGUAGGAAUCCCAUUACCGCUUUCGGCGUCGGGCCGCACGGGCGCAUUAGACACCGGCGACAUCGCGUACGCCGCCACGCCGAAGAGCCGAUCUCAGCAGCAGCGGGAGGAGAGGAGGAUUGGCAACAAAAUCGUGCGCAUCCGCAAAUUCAAAAGCGAGGCCAGGCUGCAGAGCCGGAAACUGCAGCGGGCGGCGGGAGAGCAGCAGCACGCCAUCGACUCCUCCGCGGGCGCCGAGGGAGCGGAGUCGACCUCCGCACAGGCCCCACACCGACUAGUGGAGGGCCAGGCCUUGGACGCAGGCGACGCGUUCACUUUCACGCCCUCCGACCUCUGCACCCCGACGGCCAACGACAAACCCGCUCCCCCCCCUGCCGUUUCCGAGGCGGUGGGUGACAGCGGCGUGGCCGUCAUCCCGGGAGGUUACCUCCAGACGCUCCUCGACGGCUCCGAUUCCUCCAGCAGCGCCAGCAUCAGCUACUUCCCGCAGCAGGCGUCCCAGCAGACGUACCCGGUGCUGGGCCUGUCGGUGGAGGAGAAGCAGUUCACCUCCCUGCAGCUGGCCCAGAGCUGCGUCCUCUCGCCGCCCUCCGAGUCGGAGCUCCAGCAGUCGCCCCAGAGCUGCCCCAGCUUCACCCAGAUGUGGCCGUCCCAGCUGUGCCACGGUCAGCAGUUCGCGCCGGACAUGCCCGAGACCGCCAUCCUGCCCGACGGCUUCCCCAAGACCCUGCCGGUGUCCGUGUCCGUGUCCGUGUCCGCCGAAGACAUGACCGCCGUGACUGGCUACGGCCAGGUGAGCCUGGAAGGCGACCAAGUGCUCUACGAGAAGAACUACCUGGGCGAGCAGACGAUGGUGCCCGCGGACGGCGACUUCCAGGUGUGCCAGGUGCCAUGCGUGGACGGGCAGCAGCUGCAGUUCCAGCGAGGGACGCUCAACACCGACCACGGGCGGCUCACCAGCUUCGACUCCAUGGGCUCUCUGUCCGUGGCCUCCAGCACCUACAGCUCCAUGAGCAUGAAGUCGUGCGAGCAGGAGGGCACCGGCGGAGGCGGCGGCGGAGGAGGAGGAGGAGGAGGAGGAGGAGGAGGGGGCAACGAGGAGGACGCGUCGGGCGAGACCUUCCUGGCCCACUGCAGCCCCAAGGUGGUCAUCCAGCAGAGCGUGGAGGCCAUCACGCCCCUGCGGGAGUCCACCGACCUGCUGGACAUCUCCAACUUCACCCCGGACAAGUUCCGCCACGCGUCCCUGUCCGAGCUCUCCCCGCCCGAAACGCCCAACCUCUCCCCGCAGGUGAAGGGCCGAGAGAUGAAGAUGGCCGGCGGGAAAACACUCGAGUACCAGGAUGUGGGCGACGACAUGUCGUGGAACUGCAACAUGAUGGAGCAGUCGGAGCACGUGGCAGCUGCCUCUUACGCGGGCGACAACCAUCAGUUCCAGAUGCACAUUUUUAACAACGCCAACGGAGCCGCCGGUGGCAUCGUGCCGGGCGACAAAGAAACGGGCGUGGCGGAUUUCGACGCACAAGCUGGGGCGGCGGUGGGCACAAAGGGCACAAAGUCGAAGAAGAGAAACGGCGGCAAGCAAGCAGCGGGCGAAGGGACGAAGAAAGUCCGCGCGCCGAAAGCCGCCAAGGCGGACAAGGUCAAAGCGCCGCGUCAGAACUCACGGUCGUCCAAAAAGCUCAAAGCCCACCUGGAGGAGAAGGCCGGGAAGGGGAAAGCGGGCACAUCAAAUCAGGCGCCCGGGGGGGACUGGCCCGGCGUCAGCUGGCCGGACGGAAACGGUCACGGCAACGUCGACGACCAGCGCGAGUUCGAAGAGCCGUCCAACAUCCUGUCCAACAUCGUGUCGGGCAUGGCCGAGGUCCAGCGGUUCAUGAUGGCCUCCAUCGAGCCGCUGUGGGGGCCCACGUCCAGCGUGUGUGUCGCCCCAGAUGCCAACAGCCUCAAGCUGAAGACCCUCAAGAUCCUGGCCGGCACGACCCCUGACCCUAAGAAGAAGGGAGCAGCGGGGGCCGGGGGUGGCAAGGGCCGAAAGGCCGGGGGCAAGGGGGCCAAAAACCAGGCCAAAUUUAACCCCUUCUUUCCUCAGCUUGCCCUGGGCUGCAACAUGUUCGAUAAACCCAACCUCUGCAUACCUGGUAUCAACGGACCAGCGCACAAAAAGAUGUACCGUCACAAAACCAGUGCAAAGUUCCCACGCAUCGAGAACAUUAAAGGGAAGCGAGCCGAUCGAGAGCCCAGUAAGGACAUAGCACUGAUGGCCUCUUUUGAAAAGCUGAGGUAA